This is a messenger RNA of Pseudomassariella vexata, 870 nucleotides long. RefSeq lists its product as uncharacterized. The transcript has 5 exons. Bases 1 to 870 code for a protein of 289 amino acids. The record is from RefSeq and is a predicted model, not a curated record. NCBI's taxonomy places the organism in Eukaryota, Fungi, Ascomycota, Sordariomycetes, Amphisphaeriales, Pseudomassariaceae.
AUGGCUAGAGGCAGUGGCUCCUUGGAUGAGUUGAGUUGCGCCGUCGACUUCGAUAUGAUGGGCUUGACUGCGAGGAUGCCAGUCCGGGCUUCGCUUGGCAGCUUGAACAAGUGUGAGGCUCGUGAUCUUGGGCUGGUGCUCUGCCUCGUCGAUGAAGUGAGCACAUAUAUAAUUAUCUAUUCAGCAAUACUGGUUGUCUUUGGAACAAUUGCCUCAGUUCAAACCAGCCGCUUAUUCGUCGCUCAACGCCAAGUCCCCCACUUGGAUUUUAUCAAUGAUCAACUCGAUCUUGCCCUCGAAGAUUUCCCCAGAGCUGCACAGCUCAUAUACACGCCCGAUGCCAUUGCAAGUCAUAGUCUGAAUGAGUCACGACAAAACCAGAUUCUCUCAGACUUUGCCGAAGAUGCACUCGAGUCCGUCGACACCACACUCAUCGGCAACGAAAACACCCUGCUCUAUCAAAUUAACUUCCUCUCCGAGACUGUGGGCCUCAGAUGGUCCAUCUUCUUCACAGCUGGUGAGAACGAGAAGGUUGAGAACAAGGGUGCUGUGGACGUUUUCCAAACAGAUCUUGAGAAUUUGACAGUUGCAACGGAGGGAAACCAGCGACAAUCUCAGAUCACGCGGUUUGUGUCUACCGAUGCAAAACCGCUCCCAUUCGAUGUUGAGCUUAUGCCUGGAUUUGGCGACUUUAUCUGUCCCGAUGGUCCGUUUGUCUUGGAGCUCGUCCCCGUCGGUGACACGGUCAUCGAUGUCAGACAGACCAUCGUUGAGCCUACCGCUGAGGAUGGGACGUUGACGAUCUUUCCUCUGGGAUUUCAAAUUCUUGUCUUUGAUGACGGGCAUGUGGAAAGCUUGCUGGAGGAAUAG